CAUAUGGUUGUUGAAGACGGCUACGAGUUUUUCAACGAACGGACCCUGGUUACUGUAUUUUCGGCACCAAACUAUUGUGGAGAAUUCGACAACUUCGGUGCAAUCAUGAGUGUUAGUGAGGAGCUGUUGUGUAGCUUUGAGCUGUUGACACCUGCAGAUCAUCCAUUGGCAAAGGAAAGACAAGGUCGCGGAAAGAGGCGAACUAGUCCACCGCUUCAAGAUGUCCGUCAAAGCGUUUAAUUAAAGCCAAGCAAGCUCCACUUAUUAUCACAAUGUUCAGUCCAGCCAACAAAACCGCAACAAACUCCACAAGGGUUGUGUUUUCUGUAAUGUAUAAAGUUCUCUACUCCCCCCUCUCAAUCAACCAAAUCAAAAAGUCAUGGAAGCUCCAAUUUCGCCUUGCUCUCAAGUCGAUGCUUAAAUCCCACCCAUUCCCCCCCAUAUACUUUCUUCUUUUUUCCUCUUAUUAUAUUCUUCUGCUUCUUCCACCUUUGACAUGUUUGUUUCUUGUUACAUUCUGCUCGAUAUUGGAGCCUCUCGUGUUGUAUGUAAUGGAUUACCAUCGAAGCGACUAGGUAGACUAGUUCAUUAUUUUCCUUUUCUCUUUUUUAUUCCACAUCUGCCCCUCCUCCUACACUAGGCGCUUCACCUUCUUUUUUGCUUUAGCACUGUGAUUCAACGGAUAACUUUGUAGAGUUUUUAUAGCAUUCAACGUCUUUGAUUUUACAUACUUGAUAUUCUAUGCUAUUUGCCUCUCUUUCUUUCUUCUCUCUUCAAACUUUCUUCUCCCUUUAUUACUACUUUUGACUUUUUUUUAUAUAUCUCAAAUACAUGUUUUCCGCAUGAACCAACCAAAUACAUUGUUCCGAUGAAGGGGUGCAAAGUUUAGCACGUGUGGAUAUGCUAAUACCCAAACUCAAGCUGAACGC
Messenger RNA from Umbelopsis ramanniana AG, 929 nucleotides. RefSeq lists its product as uncharacterized. Lineage: Eukaryota; Fungi; Mucoromycota; Umbelopsidomycetes; Umbelopsidales; Umbelopsidaceae. The record is from RefSeq and is a predicted model, not a curated record. The transcript has 3 exons. The coding region runs from base 273 to 575 and encodes 100 amino acids.